Messenger RNA from Lycium barbarum (goji berry), 1057 nucleotides. RefSeq lists its product as uncharacterized. The record is from RefSeq and is a predicted model, not a curated record. The coding region runs from base 132 to 788 and encodes 218 amino acids. The transcript is spliced from 2 exons. Lineage: Eukaryota; Viridiplantae; Streptophyta; Magnoliopsida; Solanales; Solanaceae.
GAAUAAGAAGCGCCAGAGGAGCGUUUUAACACCUCAUUUUUCAUGCUAUCCCAUUUAUAUAUCUUCUACAAAUAAAUAUAUAUGAAGUGAGUGAGGGGAUUGGAAUUGUUAAGAAGUCGUAAAUUGAGAAAAUGGCCUCUCAUAAUCAUGAAGAUUUUGAGACGUGUUCUAAUUCUUAUUCUACUCCAAAGCUUUCUUUAUCUAAACUUCCAAACAAGCCAAUUAGAAAUAAUAAUCAUCAUCUAGCUGCAUAUACUACUCCACCACUUCAUCCAUUAGUUUCAAUCCCAUUUCAAUGGGAAGAAGCACCUGGAAAACCAAAAUCACCUACCAAGUCCAAAGUAGCAAGGUGUCUAGACUUGCCACCAAGGUUGUUGUUGAGUGAAGCUAUGAAAAUUACUAACACGCCCUCGCCAACGACGGUGUUGGACGGGCCUUAUGCAGGCCGGUCUUUUUCUUCGAUUAAUGAAGCAGCACUUGAGAAGAAAGAUAUCAGUGGUAAUAAUAAGGACAUGUUGAUGAGAUCAUGUAGAUGGGAAAGCUUCAAGGAGAAUAAUGGAGGAGUUGUUGUCAAGGGUAGUUUUGACUUUUCCGGUCCUCUCAGUAGUACUACUUCAAGUGCUUAUGAUUUUGAUAUACAUCAAAGGAAGGUCCUAAGGUUUACAAGGAAAGGAAGCUUCUUCAGUUUCUCUCGUAACAAUUCUAACCUCUUGGGAGGAAUUUACGAUAGCAUUAAGCAGGCGGUCCCAUGGAGAUGGAGACGGACAAAAAGUAAAAGAGCUCUUUGAAUGUUCCACAACAGGGCAACUUGACUUCCACGAAGAAGGAAAAUUCUAUCUUAUUAUUUCCACGGACGUGUGGACUAGUUUUAACAUGGUAAAUUAUAAAUUUAAGUCAUGUAAUGACUUUGAUUAUGUACUAGGUUCGUUUAUGGAAUUACGAAUCUGUUACCUGUAUUUAGACGUACUUGCAACUUAAUUAUGUAUAUAUAGGUUCUAUACACCACGUUUACGUGUGAACUUAUUUAUUUACAGACUUACGCAAUGAAAUUACCAUA